AUGGAACACGCUAGAUCCACCAAUGAUUCCAAUGUGGAAGCAUGGCCUGAAAAACAUCAAGAUGACAAGGCCGUCGUGAACACAGCUACUGAAAAGGGAUCGCAAGAUGAAUACCGUCCUACUAAAAGUCAAAGCAAUAUCACUUUGUUCAGUUGUUAUAUGGCCAAUUUCAGUGAUGGACUUCAAAACAAUAUCUCGAACCCUACAAAUGUCAUAUUCAAGGGACUGCUUGGCUCUGAGGCAUUCUCAUCCGCGAUGAAAACUCGCAUCAGCAAUUCUUUAAUCGUCGGAGCCAUUCUGGGAGUUCUGGUAUUCGGAUACACCUCUGAUAUGUACUCUAGAAAAAGUGGUCUUUUGGUCACUGCAUCCUUCGUGGUGAUUGGUACUCUGAUGGCGACAGUCGCUCUCUCAGUUCAUUCUUCUCAGAACAUGUUAUGGUAUUUUGUCAUUGCGCGUGGAAUUUCUGGAUUCGGAGUAGGAGGAGAGUAUCCUCCAAGUGGAGCAGCUGGAAUUGAAGAGUCUGAGGCUUUGAUGAGCAAAUAUCGUGGUCCGAUGUUCGUCUCUUUCACUACUCUCAUGGCUACCCUUGCAGGCCCAAUUCUACAAAUCAUUUACUUGAUUUGUCUUAUUGCCAGUGAUAAUAACCUGACAAUCACUUUUCAUGCCAUAUACUCCAUCGCGACAAUCCUCCCAUUGGGUAUCGUGGCGCUUCGCUUCUUUAUGACGGACUCGACAUUAUUCCACCAAUCCAAUCUGAAGAACAAGCGUCGCUCACCUCGACUCUAUCUCUUGCUUGUUCGUCGUUAUUGGUGGCCAAUGCUCACAACCUCGCUGGCUUACUUCCUUUACGACUUCAUCAACUUCCCUAAUAGCAUCAUGUCGGGUUCUAUCAUCUCAUCCCUUGUCAAGGAUAGCAACAUUCGUCACACAGCUAUCUGGCAAGUCAUCUUGUCUGUUCUACCAGUUCCCGGUGUUCUCAUUGGUGCUUGGUUGACGAACUCAAUUGGUCGACGAAAGACUGGUAUGGUUGGAUUCGCAGGCUGUGCUAUUCUCGGAUUCGUAAUCGGAGGAACCUACUCCAAACUCUCCAAGAACAUCGCUGCCUUUGUUGUUCUCUAUGGAUUGUUGCAGGCGUUCGGACACCUGGGUCCAGGCGCUACCAUUGGAUUGAUUUCUUCUGAAAGUUUCCCCACCGCAGUCCGGGGUAUGGGAUUCGCUGUAGCAACUGCUUUUGGAAGAACGGGUGCCGCGGUCGGAACCCAGUGUUUCACGCCAUUGGAAGAUGCUUAUGGAAAUAGUUCGACGUUCUAUCUCGCUGGUGCGGUUGCCAUUGUUGGUAUUCUCGCAUACUGUCUGUUACCUGAGAGUAGCAAGCUUGAUUUGGCUGAGGAGGAUAGACUUUUGGAGGAGUAUCUCGCUGAGAAUGGAUACAAAAUCGAGGAAUAG
Penicillium malachiteum is the source of this 1446-nucleotide messenger RNA. RefSeq lists its product as uncharacterized. The coding region runs from base 1 to 1446 and encodes 481 amino acids. Lineage: Eukaryota; Fungi; Ascomycota; Eurotiomycetes; Eurotiales; Aspergillaceae. Gene Ontology annotation, molecular function: carboxylic acid transmembrane transporter activity. The transcript is spliced from 3 exons. Gene Ontology annotation, biological process: transmembrane transport; carboxylic acid transport. The record is from RefSeq and is a predicted model, not a curated record. Gene Ontology annotation, cellular component: plasma membrane.